This is a messenger RNA of Phycodurus eques (leafy seadragon), 3670 nucleotides long. RefSeq names its product FH2 domain-containing protein 1-like. Lineage: Eukaryota; Metazoa; Chordata; Actinopteri; Syngnathiformes; Syngnathidae. The transcript has 15 exons. The record is from RefSeq and is a predicted model, not a curated record. The coding region runs from base 404 to 3670 and encodes 1088 amino acids.
AGUCGCCACGCCUGCGCGGUCGUCAGCCUGCGACGCGCUCACGGAGGCGCGACCUGCAGCCGCCAGUCAAGCUCGGUGUCCUCGGCCCUGGUUGCUGCUCGUUUCCGAGGUGUCGGACACCGGUCACACACUGGAUUCAUAUGAGGUGUGCGAGUGCGCCAGCGCUGGAAAGGAGAUUUGAGGCAUCACGUUGACCGUCCUGCGCGGUGUUAAGUUCCCGGCGUGAAUGCGAGGGGACGCCGUGUUCUGACGGACCAGGACAAUCUUGUCAAACGAGCUCUUUCCUCAUUAACCCGUGCCCGCCCCUCUCUUCAAACAGACUCGCUUGCCUGAUUCAUCUCUGCGGUCUCCCAGCUCAGCGAGAUGAUUGGUCGUCACUUCUCUGCGGGCCCCUCCCUCCGCCAUGCUCGCCCGUGGCCUCAGUGAAUUCGGCGCCUCCGUCCAAUCAGCUGAUGGGAUGCGCGUGAUGGCCAACGAGAACAAGACGCCGGACAGAGUGCCGCCGCCGCCGCCUCCACCGCCGCCGCCGCCCCCUCCCCCUCCACCCCCGCCUCCCCCCUCGUUGCCCACGGGAGGCCUGAAGAUCCAUAAGAGGGUGAGGAGUUUCUUCUGGAAAACCAUCCCGGAGGAGCAGGUGCGGGGGCGUGCCAACCUGUGGACGCUGGGCCGGGCGCAGCAGAGCCGCCGGAUCGACGCCAGCACGGUGGAAGAACUCUUUGGUCAGCAGCAGGGUCACGCCGGCGCCACGCCGGCCGGGGGAGGGAGGGGCCGCGGCUCGCUGCGGGACACAAAGGACCAGGUCUCCCUCUUGGACACCAAGCGAGGCAUGAACGUGGGCAUCUUCCUCAAACAGUUCAAGAGGUCCAACCAGGCCAUCAUUGACGACAUUCGCCGUGGCAACGGCGAGCCUUACGGGGCGGAGCCUCUGAGAGAGCUGAUGAAGUUGCUGCCUGAGGCGGAUGAGGUGAAGAAGAUGAAGGCGUACGGUGGAGACGUGUCAAAGCUGUCACUGGCCGACUCCUUCGUGUUCCUGCUAAUUCAGCUCCCCAGUUACGCCACGCGCAUCGAGUGCAUGCUGGCCAAGGAGGAGAUUCCUGGCAUGUGCGAGGCCACGCGGGCUCACAUUGGCAUCCUUCGCUCUGCAACCAAAGAGGUUCUUGGCUGUCAGGAGCUGCAUGCCAUCCUCCACUUGGUACUGCAGGCCGGAAACAUCCUCAAUGCUGGCGGUCACGGCGGAAAUGCGGCGGGCUUCAAACUGUCGUCCCUUUUGUCUCUGGCCGACACGAAAGCCAACAAACCGGGAAUGAACCUGCUGCACUUUGUGGCUCUGGAAGCCCAGAAAACAGAGGAGAAGUUGUUGGACUUCCCGCUGAAGUUGAAUCACGUUCGGGCUGCUUCCAGGAUCUCCUUGGAGACGCUGGACGCUGAACUGCAGCGGCAGACGUCCCGCACGCGCACUCUCGAGGAGAGCGUCCGGACGGACGGCGAGCUCCUACAGCAGUUGGACGGCUUCCUACAGGAUGCAACAGCGCGGAUGUGCGCGUUGCGCGGCACCCGGCAGCUGCUGAGCGAGGAAGCCGGCGAGCUGAUGGAUUUCUUCUGCGAGGACAGCGACACGUUCCGACUGGACGAGUGCUUCUCCGUGUUGCACGGCUUCUGCUGCAAGUUCAGCCAUGCUGUGAAGGAGAACAAAGAGCGGGAAGCCCGUCGCAAUCGCUUACAAGUGCUGGAGGAACAGAAGAGACAUUCGUGGGCUGGCGGCGAAGAGAUGGGAGGCGCCGUGGGCUUCCACUGCAGAAGUGAAACAGACCUUUCAGCGGUUAUGUUGCACCAGGACGAGGCCAGCGUGCUCCUGGAGCUCCUCUCUCCGAAGUCGAACGGCUGCCGUGCUUCUCGGCGACAUACGGUGCGUUCCCGACACUCGUCGUCGCAAAGCCCGUCCUCCCCCUCUGGGAACACAGCAACGACGACGACAACGCCAUUAGCCGCCAAUCUCGACCGUCACGUCGAUGUGGACACCGCCUCCGACAAUGACCGAGACCACAAAGAGGCUUCGAUGACACGCCCGGAAUUGCGCCACUGCAAAACAUCUUCUGAAGAUGACCACAGCAACCACGACAUCUUGGCGGCUGCUAACGACAACAACAACAUAGUGUUUCUUCUGGAGAAAUGCUCGCUGGUUCCUGUGCUAAAGUCCUUCGGGGAGGUCGGCGGCCCCGCUCGUCUCUGUGAAGUCACCGCCGCGGAUGCGGAAGAGCCACGAGCUUCGGACGAGUCGAUGGCAGCGCAGGCGGCGGUUUCAUGGUGCGUGACGGCCGUGUGCGAGGCGGACCAUCCAGGAGAAAAGGAGCCGGCGUCGGUUUCUGAACCGGCGCAGUCCGCGCCCGUCUGCCGCCAACCGCCGCCAACCUCGACACUUUGCGUCUCCUCCAAACCUCCUCCUCAGUCAGACCAGCGUAAGAAGGCGGGCUCAUCCAGAACCGUCGCUACCUCCACGAACGGGAUCCGAUCCAAUCACGUGCGUACCCUCAACAGUUCCGAGAAGCAAAACAUGAGGAGGGUGGUGCCCAUCUCCAGGACCAAUAGAGAGAAGCGAGGAGAGAAGCCCUCCACCGCCCCCUCAUCACGAUGCUCAAACCUCCAGCCCAGAGAUUCAAAGAACCGCCACGUUCCCGGUGCUCGGAACCAGCCGGAGGAGAAGAUGUGUCGCUCCACGCUGCGAGCGAUUGGGGGUGGUUCCACUGUCAAGGCUCCCAACACUCCUUCUCCUGCCCCGUUGUCGGGCCCGGGUUUCGCCCGAAGCACUGCCUCUUCCUCUUUUCGACAAACACGUGCUGCCCUUCCACGGGCGAACGUCUUCAAAUCUGGAUCUGAAACAUCUUCCAAAUCAUCCACAUCUGCAGAGCAACCUCGCACCUCAUCGUCCUUGUGCUCCUCCUUGCCCAAGAGGACUACGAGCAUCAGGACACCACCAAGCAUCAUCGCAACUCAGAGUAGCAGGACACCACCCAGUGUCAGAACAUCGCCAAGCACCAGAUCACCUCCGAGUGUCAGGACAUCGACAAACAUCAGCGCACCUCCGAACAAUAGCACGCCACCAAACGUCAGGCCCCAUUCGAGCGUCAAGACAUCUGCAAACAUCAGGACGCCUCCAAUUAUCAGGACACCUCCGAGUGUCAGGACAUCGGCAGAGAUCAGGACGCCUCCGAUUAUCAGAACACCUCCGAGUGUCAGGACAUCGGCAAAGAUCAGCACACCUCCGAUUAUCAGAACACCUCCGAGUGUCAGGACAUCGGCAAAGAUCAGCACACCUCCGAACAAUAGCACGCCACCAAACGUCAGGCCCCGUUCGAGCGUCAAGACAUCUGCAAACAUAAGGACGCCUCCGAUUAUCAGGACACCUCCGAGUGUCAGGACAUCGGCAAAGAUCAGGACGCCUCCGAUUAUCAGGACACCUUCGAGUGUCAGGACAUCGGCAAAGAUCAGGACGCCUCCGAUUAUCAGGACACCUUCGAGUGUCAGGACAUCGGCAAAGAUCAGGACGCCUCCUGGCUCGAUGGGCCCUGACUCCGUGGCCCCCGCUAAAGGCCACGGGCACGAUGGCAGCUUCUCGGACAAGUCCAGCCAAUCGCGGCACUCGGUCAAGGUCUCCAGGCCCAGCUGGAGAUAA